UCUAGAUGAAACAUGCUGUUCACUAUCUAUAUCGGAGUCACACUGUUGGUUUGUUUCCUGAUUUAUCUUCAUGUGAAAACUUACCUUGAAAGAAAACGUUUCUAUCACAUUCCUAGUAUCCCCAUCCCAAUAUCCUGGAAAUGGUACUUCGGACACACUACUGCAAUACAAAAAAAGAGGUUGGAGCUUGGAGGGAAGGGUUUUGAUUUCGCAGUUCUGUUCGAAGCUCUCCGGAAAGAACUUGGGGUUGACACGUAUGUUUUGUAUAUUUUUGGGGGAAGUAUAAUUUACACACUUCGCGUUCCAGUAAUUGCUAAGGUGCUUAGUGAUCAUAGAACCUUUAUGAAAAGAAAGCCCGAGGAAACGGGAUUGUGUUAUGUUGCUGGCGUCAGAGUUUUUGGUCCAAACGGAAUCCUAACUGAUCCCGGAACCGAGAAAUGGUAUCAUAAACGGAAAAUGAUGGAUCCGGCAUUCCAAAAGAAGUUCCUCCGAAUUUUGAUGGGUGAUAUAACGAAAAGUGCUGAGAAAAUGUGUCAGUAUUUGGAAGAUAACAAGGACCAGAAGACCAUAGAUAUUUACAGCCUCAUGAAUAGAGUUGCAUUAGAAGUUGUUUGUUCCUGUGGAUUUGACCUGAAAGAUGAUUUUAUUAUGGCCGAAGAUUCAAAACUGAAUAAAGCUGUCGCUGAUGUGUUUGAUAUUUUGGCACUUUCAAUUCUGGAAUUCUUUACCUUUCCGUUGCCAUGGAAGUUUAGGUCCGAGAAAAAGAGGUUGAAGGAGUCCAAUGGUUUGUUAAGAGGUAUGAUGAAGGAACAUCUUUCAGUCAGAUUAGAGAAGAUCACCAAAGACCCUGACGGCAUCUCCAAUGACAUCUUAGACCAUAUUAUCCGAGGGAACAUGACUGGAGAGGAAGUUUCAAUGGAUGACAUCAUUGAUGAUUUCUUUGUGUUCAUGGUAGCCGGUAUGGAAACUACUGCUAUAACAAUGUCUACCCUCAUCUGGUUGCUUCUUAAACACCCCGAGAUAUCUCAGAAAGUGGUUGCCGAGGUCACGGAAGUAUACGGAAGCAAAGAAACUUUAGAUUAUGAUGACUUGAAUAAGUUGGUGUACCUUGAACAAUGUAUUAAAGAGUGUCUGAGAAUGCACCCUCCAGCCCAGAUGACUUCCCGGGUGUGUUCUACAAGUGAUGAAACAGUGGCGGGUCUCCUUAUUCCAAAAGGAGCUAUAGUGAUGUUACCCACAGAAGCUGUUCAACAUUUAGAGGAAUUCUGGUCAGAUCCUUACACGUUUGAUCCGGACAGAUUCGCUCCUGGCAAGAAAAUAGAGCCCUUCACUUACUUUCCGUUUACGGCUGGACCCCGAAUAUGUAUUGGUAAACAUUUCGCCAUUAUGGAGGCAAAAGUUGUUCUGGCUAAGUUGUACCACACUUUUCAGUUUUAUGAUCCAUAUCCUGAGGAAAUGAAACUUGAGAAGAUCACUACCUUGACUGCUAAACCAAGAAAUGGGGUUUUUGUUGGGAUAGCUAACUAGAUCUCAUGGGGAGUGCAUUGUUUUUCCCCUACGACUGAGUUUAAGCUAAUUUUAUGGUAUUUAGUUAAAACUUAAACUUAGGUACAUUCAUUGCACCAUACAUGAUAGGAAAAUAUAUAAUGAUUAUUUUUACAAUAUCUGUCUAUUUUAGCGUUUAGUUUUAUCAUAUUUUUAUUCAGAAAGUUAUGUUUCAUUCUUUUAUUGACGUUUAUCAGAUAAAUUUCAGACUUUUAUCUAAAUUAUCUCCGUAUUCGUAUCUUCUUUAAAGUAAGAAAGAACAGUUUUAGUUGUUUAAAUUUUAUACGAACUUUAGAGUGUAUUAAUUGUUUUUUAAAAGUUAGAAUUAUUGUCAUAGUAUUUCAAAUAAAAUAUGAAAUAACCAGCAAAAUAAGUUGUAUAACCUUAUAACGAUAUCAUGUAUAGAUCAAUUACUCAAUUACAAUCAUCAGAUUAGUGAGCUGGGUUAUCUUCUCAAAAUUGCUCAUGAAACCUUAUUACGCAAUUAAUUACAUUAUAUAAUAUAAUCUAU
This is a messenger RNA of Bolinopsis microptera, 2056 nucleotides long. Its product is annotated as cholesterol 24-hydroxylase-like. Gene Ontology annotation, molecular function: heme binding; iron ion binding; cholesterol 24-hydroxylase activity. The coding region runs from base 13 to 1527 and encodes 504 amino acids. NCBI's taxonomy places the organism in Eukaryota, Metazoa, Ctenophora, Tentaculata, Lobata, Bolinopsidae. Gene Ontology annotation, biological process: cholesterol catabolic process. The transcript is spliced from 4 exons. The record is from RefSeq and is a predicted model, not a curated record.